ACAGCUACUGUCUAUGCAAAUCCAGAGAAAAAAAAAUCAAUGGAGAAACAAGGGGAAAAUGUCCGGCAACAGCGGCUGGUGAUCGUGGGUUAUCCAUUUCAAGGUCACAUAAGCCCCAUGCUCCAACUAGGCACCAUCCUCCACUCGAAAGGCUUCUCAAUCACAGUAGUCCAUCCUGAGUUUAACUCACCAAACCCUUCAAAGCAUCCUGAAUUCACCUUCGUUGCUAUUCCGGAUAAGCUGUUAGAGUCCAAGGUCUCAGCUGGGGAUUUUCCUGGCAUCGCCUUGGCUCUUAAUAGGAACUGUGUAGCACCAUUUCAGAACUGCAUGGAACAGAUACUGCUUGAGAAGGAUCCAGGUGAGAAUAUUGCAGGUAUCAUAUAUGAUACCCUUAUGUACUUUGCUCAAUCUGUGGCUGAUCAUUUCAAAGUUCUGGGAAUCAGUGCUCGAACCAGCGCGGCUGCCACAAUUUUGGCCUUUUCUGUGUUUCCUCGUCUCCAUGGAGAAGGUUACAUCUCCUUUCAAGAUUCUAUUUCUGAUGGUGGAAGUCAAGAUCUUCAAUCCAUCAAGAUCAAACAGCUUCUUACAUCUUUAGCAGAAAAUCCCACCAAUUCUGCGUUAGAGUUGAGGGCUGCAUUAACCAGGGAAACAAAGAAAGCAUCUGCCAUCAUUGUGAACACAAUGGACUUCCUUGAACAGGAAGCACUAGCAAAGAUCAAAGAGCACUUCCCAGCUUCAAUUUUCACCAUAGGUCCAUUUCACAAACUAGCCCCCCCAAUUUCCACUUCAUUGCUCAACGAAGAUUCUAGCUGCGUCUCAUGGCUUAACAAACAAGCCCCAAAAUCUGUGGUCUAUGCAAGCUUUGGUAGCCAGGCCACCAUUGAUGAAGAAGAGCUAGUUAACAUGGCUUGGGGACUGGCCCACUCAGAGCAGCCAUUCCUCUGGGUGGUUAGACCUGGUUCAGUCCGUGGCUUCGAAUGGAUUGAGUCUCUGCCAGAGACAUACCAUGAAAGAGUUGGGGAAAGAGGCUGCUUUGUGAGAUGGGCGCCACAGAAGGAAGUGCUGGCACAUAGCGCGGUUGGCGCAUUUUGGAGCCAUUGGGAUGGAAUUCUACUCUUGAGAGUAUCUGUGAAGGUGUGCCAUUGUUAUGCACACCUUUCUUUGGUGAUCAAAUCUUGGAUUCAAGGUAUAUUUGCAAUGUGUGGAAGGUAGGCCUAGAAGUGGAGAAAGGGAAGAUAGCUGAAGGUAUAAGAAGACUGAUGAAGGAUGAAGAAGGGAUGGAAAUAAGAAAGCGAGCAAUGGAUUUGAAGGAGAAAACAGAGGCUUGCCUAAGGGAGGGCGGUUCUACAAUCACUUCUUUGAGUAAGUUCUCAAAGCAGUUAUAUCGUUAGGCUAAUAUGAAGCACUCUGCUACUCCAAUUACUAUCUUUUACCAGAACAAUUUACCGUUUCAUACCGGCCGUACCGGCCGGUAUGACUGGUCGAU
Rubroshorea leprosula is the source of this 1486-nucleotide messenger RNA. The record is from the annotation of a GenBank genome assembly. Lineage: Eukaryota; Viridiplantae; Streptophyta; Magnoliopsida; Malvales; Dipterocarpaceae.